Thamnophis sirtalis is the source of this 1598-nucleotide messenger RNA. NCBI's taxonomy places the organism in Eukaryota, Metazoa, Chordata, Lepidosauria, Squamata, Natricidae. The record is from RefSeq and is a predicted model, not a curated record.
AUGGAGCAAUUACAUGCUGAGAAUGCCCAGUUGGCACAGCAGUUGGCUCUCCUGGCUGGUCAGAUAGCUCAGCUGCAGGGGCCUGCUAUCCCCCCACCACCACGGAGGAAAUGUCUGGUGGCUGUGCCAGACAAAUUUGACAGCAGACAAGCCAUGUUUCCAGCUUUCUUGGGACAAUGCCAGCUGUUUAUCAGUUUGAGAGCAGAGGAUUUUCUCACCGACUGGGCUAAGUACGUCUUCCAGCUGCACGGCCUACCCGACCAGGUUCUGCCGGACCAUGUGGACUCCUCAGUCCCCGCAGCGCAGGACUUCCUCUCUGAGCUCCAGGCAGUCCACCAAGUGGUGUGCCGCUAUUUGAAUCAAGCAAAGGAGGACUACAAGAGAGUGGCGAAUAUGUCUCAGCGUGCGGUGCCAGAGUUGGCUGAGGCUGUAAUGAUGUUUUUCUUUUUUAUACAGGCAGCCCAUUGUGUGCUCGCCCAAAACCCAAAUAACCAAGAAUUGGCACGUUUCUACUGUCACACCCAAAACAACAUCAGCCGGCGGCUCGUCUUGAGACAAACGCCGCCAUCAGCGUUGGACUGUCGUGCAGUGCCUGAACUGUGGCCUAAGCAAGCGUUUCCUCAGUAAGCCUGACUACAAGUUGUGGUCAGAGCAGCCUGAGGCGUUGUUGGAGAACCAGACGCCAGCCGCUGCAGGCACCAAAGGCCAGACCCCCAAUCCAGCACAAGGGCCACACAAGGCCUCCCAAAUGGGAAAGGCAACAGUCCCAACUUCCAGUCCGUGCAGCCAUCUUGCCUCUGAGGAGAUCACAGCGGGCACCCAAUCAAUAGCAGCAAAGAAUGGGAAGUGACAUCUGCCUUGGGAUUAUUCCAUUUCCAGAUAGGCCAGGCGGCUAUUGCCCAGAAGUGAAUCUCCUGCCUUGGAUGGAAGAAGCCAGCAAGAUGACGUUCAGUACAAAGGAAGUCAAAAAAUAUACUUUCCAAAAGUUCAACUUGCUACUUGAAGAACUUCAAUGAGUUGGUGAUCUUAAUCUCAGGAUAAAGUUGGCAUCCUUGCUGUUCAAAUCCCUUGGGUGUUUUAUUUAUAUUUUAUUUUUUAUUUUUAACAUGGCUGUUUUUGACAUGUUAAUUGUUUCAUAUAUUUUUUUGCUGUACAAUGCUGAAGUCGCUUCUGGUGAGAUGAGCAGCCACACAUAAUUUAAUAAAUAAAUAUACAGUCUGUACAACUAGAGAGCAGAAGAGCAGCCUGCCCCAAAAAACUCUUGAAAGUUUCUUCAGUGUAUCUUAUUUGUGUUUCAUUUGUUUGUUAAAUGUAUUUGUUGCCUAUUUCACUGUGGGGCUAUUCCACCAUCGCUGGCUAAGAAUGUGCCCCCUUUUCCACCUCUGUGACCAGAGGAAUGCCUCUUUUCCAAUACUGCUGGUUGCAACUUCGGUUUCUGCCACUCUUUAGCUAGGUGUAUGUCGGAUCUGAAGCACCGCUGAUGUUCCGGUCAGAAGAACUUAGGGAAAAGGCAACAAUGGAAAGAAAGUUUCAGUCUCAUAUCACUUUUGCGUACCAGAUAAAUACAGGAAACUGGAAAUAAAUUUGUUUUUAAAACA